Molecule: messenger RNA, 12918 nt
Organism: Cinara cedri
Lineage: Eukaryota; Metazoa; Arthropoda; Insecta; Hemiptera; Aphididae
Source: the annotation of a GenBank genome assembly
AUGAAUAAAAUGAAAUUUUUUAACCGUUCUGUAAAAGUGAAGAAAGAGAAACCUUUUGAUUUACUGCCAGACGAAAUGAUCAUAUGCUUAUUGAGUUUUGUUGAUGUAGAUUCACUUCUUAAUUGUAGAAUUGUUUGUAAAAGAUGGAAAUCAUUUAUUGAUGCAUAUGUGUUUCAAGAAAAAGCAUCACGAGAAAAUAAAUUUGUAAAUAAUGGUAAAGGAUAUUACAGUUUCUCACAAAUUGAUUCAAAUACUGUGCGAAAGUUAGAAUUUCCAUGGUAUGUGUUUUAUGCAAUUUGUAAGUAUGAUCCAUUCCACAGAAACUUGGUGCGAAAUCAUUGCGGACAAGGCAAGUAAAAUAGUUUUGUUUUAAUAUAUACUUUUAAAUAAUGGUUAGUUAUUUUUGGCUUCGUUGUAGUUAUUUUUCUUAUUCUAGGUUUUUUUUUUUUAGUGCUAAAUUUAUAUAAAUAAAACUUAAAUUGAUUUGGAUAAUUAUUCAUUGUCCCUUGAUCAAUCAAAUUCCAUAUUUACUUUAUGUAUGUUUCUAUUUAUUCAUUUGUAUUUGUUUUUUUUUUUUAUUAAAAAAAGCCAUAUUUUAUUAUAUCAACACUCAAAUAAAUUAUAAUGUAUGUAUUAUAUCCAAAGAUAUAUAAAAUAUAUAUACACCAGUGUCGGUUCUAGCGUACGGGCAAGGUGGGCAAUUGUCUGUGCCAAAAUUUGGUAGUAUCAAUCAAAACGUUUCCAGAAAAGUUGCAUAGUGAAGUUUUAAUUGUUUAUACAUGUUUAGGUAGUAGUACCUAUUCAUCGCUAGUUGUUUAAUAAUAUAAAAAGCAAUAAUGCUAUUAAAACGAUUCGCGGGCUAUGACAGAAAUUAUAUUUAUUGAUCUAUUUAUUCAUACAUAUGUAGAAAAAAAAACAACAAUGGCUUUUAAAAGUAAUUAGUUCGUGAUAACGCGCACCCGUCACGGCAAAAGUGCGUUUGGGGCGUAUAGUGCCGCGGCGACGCCGGUAUAAUAUAUUUUAAUUGCAUUAAAACGUCAACAGCGCCUAACCGCUUAUAGAAUACUGAAUAGUAAAAUUCGCUUCUAUGAGAAACCGAAACUUUGCGAUGUCAUGACCUCGAGGUAGUGUGCGUGGUUGUUACGAUCCGGCGCGACGGCUGCUAUACGAUACACGAUUCCUUUAUUUUAAAUUUUUAUGAGAAAAACCUAAAAAGAACAAAAAUAAUGCUUUUAUUAUUCAAAAUUAUUUUUGUUAAUUUCAAUUCAAUUGAAAAUAUUCGCAAAAGCUUGACACUGUGACAGAAAUCUUAUGUUUGGUGUGACUUGGUAAAAUUUUCAAAAUAUUUGAGUUAUGAGACAUUUUAAUUUUGCGAAUUUUGUACGUGGAUAAAAUUGUCAGACCAAACCGAAUUGUUUGAAAUAUUUACCAGUCGGUUCAUUAUAAAUCAUACUCAGUGUAAAAACAAAUAAAUUAAGUUUAAUGUAGUAUUUUUUUUUAUAGAAGAAUAAUAUAUCAAAUUUCGACGAAAAUCGUAAAUAUUAUACGGUUUUUCAGAACAUGUAAUACCAAACUUCGGUCCGAAUAGUUUUUUGUUAGCAAUGAUUUAUUGUAGCUCUUUUCUCCAUUUGUGUAAUCUGUGUUGUGCUGGUGGGUCUUGGAUUGUGAUUGAAUUGGCAAUAAAAUUUCUUAGAGAUUUAAGUCUUCUUUGGACUCCUGAGUACAUGUAUGAACUGUCUGGUCCACUGUUUGUUAGUUCUUUCUAUGAUAACACGCCUUUGUUGUUUUUGCUGAUAUGUACCUAUACUUAUCUAUACGCACGCCUGUCAAUAUAGAUAAUAGAUAAUAUUAUGGUUGCGGAGCAAACCGUGAUAAUGUGAAGCUCAAAACGUGUGUUGGCUUUCACAUCAGCAUUCGGUGCUUUCUAGGUGAUAAAUACUAUGACUGCAUUAGUAAAUAUAAUAUUAUUGCUCAAGUUCCUAGGGGCAUUGAUUAAUUUUAUUAAUGCUACAGGGUUACAGAAGCAAAAUAUAGUAAAUAAAGUUAUUUUUUUUUACUAUUUAAUAAUACAAUAUUUAUAUUCGUGGUAUGCAAUAAAUAAAUAGCCGGGUUCACAGUUCUCACUCAAGUAUUUUGAUUUAUUAAUUAAUAAUUAUCAUUAGGUAGUACCUAACUAGUUUUAUAUUACCUAUAUUAAUUAGAAAUUUAGUUUUAGGAAGUGACCAAUUUUGAUACCUUCCUCAUUUUGGUUUUAAUUUGGCACUUCAUACUGAUGGAAUUGCUCCAUCCUAAAGUUUAAAAAUUUUAAGACAUCUAAAUAGCAAUUUAUCAUUUAUUGAAAAAUGAUAAUAAUAUAGGUACACUGAAAUAAUAUACUCAUACUCUGUAUUUAUUUUUAUCUUCACCAGAUUCCCAAGUAGACUCUAUCACUCUCCUUGUGAAAAUUUGAAGUACACUCCCUAUAACUUUUUUGAAAAAAGUUUUAACACAUUUUCCCAUUUAUUUUUUUCAUAUUCAUUUGUAGGGACUCCGAAAGUAGUUUUUGAAACUUUAUAUUGAUAAUCGGGACAUCUGGAUUUUCCCGGUGAGCUGUUAUUUAUAUUAACGAAAAUUAUAAAAAUAAUUAAAUCUAUUCCCAUAACUGAUAAAAAAUACGCAACAGUGAUUGAACUGUUAAAAAAGAGAUUGACAACUUUAGAUAUAUAAAAUAACUAGAUAGCAAACUCUGUAUACUGGCUUGACAACAAUUUGAAGGCAACCAUUUACAGGUGGGGGAAAAAACGAUUGCAAAAUAGGAUAUAAUCGACUUCGAUAUAAUUAUUAUCGAUUUUUAUAUCGAUUCGAUGUUUAUUUCAUAAUUCGUGUUGCAUACUUAGACGCUUACGGUGCUUAUGGUAACGCUCACGCUUAUGAACGGUUCGUUUAGACAUAUAGCUGAAUAGCACUACUAGGUGGAUUUCAAGACGAACGCAAAUAUAAGAAUACUGAUUGCAAGGUUUAUAGAUAAUAUAUGUCGCCUCACAUUCAUGUAAACAAUGUUAUUAUCUUGUAUUUAUUGUACGAUCAUCGUAGUUAUCAGCUGUUAAUUGUUAUCACUAGGUACUAUAAUUGUAACGAACUAACGAUGUUAUUUUAAAAAUUGUUAAAAUGUUAUUUACUUCAAACAUUUUUAUUUCUAUAAAUUUAUAUAAAUCGCAGUCUUAACGGCGUGGUCGCAUUCUACAAAGAAUAAUAAUUUAAUUUUAGGUGAAAAUAUAGCCAAACAGUUAUCACUUAUUUUGGUGUAUCUAUUAUCAUUUGAUUAGCUUGUGAGCGUUUGCUGCCCUAUAUUAUUUUUCACGAGAGAAAAGUAGUGUUUCGCGCAUGCAGACUGAGGUGCGGCGUGGGGAUGCGUAAGAAUGACUGGUUUUCGUCGAGACUCAUUACCGUUCUUUCGUGAAAAAUAGUAUACUUCGAUGCGAUAAGCGUUUGUGAGCGCGGAUCGAUGACGUAGCGCUCAAAUUCAGUGACGUCAUGGAUGUAGUCUGAGCGCUAUCAAACGCCUAACCAAACGGCGCGGUGUCGCUUAUAAGCGUUUAAACGAGUUACACGAACGCACCCAAUGUAAUAAUAACAACAACCGUUAAAUAUCAAUGAUUCACUAUCGUUUUUGCCCAACCUGUAAAUGGCGUAUGACUUCAAUAUUUAGGCAUUUUAUAAAUCUAUGAUGACAACAGAGCUUUCGUUAUCUAGGUGCACAUCAGAUCGAUUUUGGACGACAUGAACUAAUAUAUCUUAGUUUGUGCUGGUCGAUUUCAGUUAUAGACAUAUUAAUAAAUGGACUGCGCUUAGAGAAGGAAACACAGAACUUAUAUUGAAUGAGAUAGUGAGAGAGAGAGAAUGCUAGUUAGGGCCAUUCGUAGAAAGAAUGUUUGAAUAUUUUAAUGUACACCAUGAAAUUAUUAUUAUUUAUUAGUUUAUCACGUAAAUUUAAUCUAUUAUAGUGGAAAUAAUAACAAUCAUUUUCAUGGUGAAAUAAAAAUUUAAAAGUCAUCCAUGAUUGCCCCUAACCAUCACUAUCCUCACUCAAUAUUGUUCAUGAACACCAUAAACGGGAGGUGAGGAAAGCGCAGUCCAUUUAUUAAGAGUGAGGUCACACGAGCGUUUUAUUAACGGACGUUACUUUUCCGGUCACACUAGCUAGGAACAACGUCAGUUAUCAUCAAAAUAGAUGACGAGGAGGUUGCGAUUUUUGCGUAUACUGCUUUGAAAAUUAUUCGCGAAAAACAACGAUAAGUAAAUCGUAACGGACGUUAUAGCAUGUCUUGCCUAUCAUCAACGUCGAACGGACGGUAAAUCCAACGGACGUCCGUUAAUAAAACGCUUGUGUGACCUCACUCUAAUAUGUUCAUCAUUUUAGUAAAUACCAUUAUGACCGACCAAGUAGGUACGGGCCGCAACAAGGUGGUACGCAUAAUUGGUGCUUGGUAAAGCACAAUAUUAUUUUGUGCACCCAGCCCGUUCAGUAUUUCUAAAGAAAAUUAAAAGAAAAAAAACAAUACUGAUAUUAUUACAGCUAAUAAAUUUAAGAACCCACAUCUGUAAAUAUUAUUUAAAAUAAUAUGAAUAUUUGAAACUAUUUAGACAUUUAGUGUCUAAUACUGUUCAAAAAUAUGGAAGUUCAAAGUUCAAAUUCAAUUAACACGCUGCAAUUUUUAUUUUUAUGAUCAAAUUAAUUUUAUUGAGAAGGGGUAUGUAAGCAAUAACGUUGUAAAUAUAUUUCAAUUAUGAUUAUUGUCAUGAAAUGUGAACAAUCUACUUUUAAUUUAGGAAAGCCUAUAAGUAGCAAUAUUCCACCGCUGCAUCGUUAUCUAGUUAAAAAUCUGUUUUACGUUAUUCACGUUUAAUUUCUAUAAUGCAUUUUAUUCAUUCGGUAUACGGUAAUCACCUACAUAAUUCGGUUACUUCUAUAAAGCACUAAAAUUUGUAUUUACAAGUUCUACAGAGUAAUAUAAAUUUCAUUAUAUUGCUUUUGUUCUUUAUAGACUAACUAAAAAUAAAAAGGAAUUGUAAUUAUGGUUGAUUUACGUUGGGAGCUUGUAGAAAAAUGGUAUGUUAAAAUUUUAAAUUCGUAAAAUUCUGGACAACAUAUAACAAAUACAACAUAGUAUAUCCGUUUUAAGGGGUUAUGAGUAGGCCAUAAAUAUUAUUCAUAUACUUAAAUUUGACUGUUCAGAUGUAAUUUGUUUAAAUCAGCAUUACAAAGUACAAAGAUUGAAAUACAAACAUAUACUUAAAAUUAUUACAUUUAUCAUUAUUACAUAUUAACAUCAUAAUUUCCGUUAUUUACUACAUUUGGUAUUUUAAUUUAAAGCUUACAAUAAAUUUACAUAUUUACAUAAUUACGUAUUAUGAAUGUAUUAAUUCUACAUUAGAAAAUAGGAAUGUUGAGGACAGAUGUAACCUGGAAUUUUAUUAUGUACCUAAAAGAAAACAACAAGAAAAAAAAGAGUUCUGUUACUAGGGACGGGUGGAGUCACUGUUGUAGAUGCGAUGUUAGGAAGAUAAGGUAUAUUUAGGAUUUAACUAUUUUAUUUAUAUUUUUGUACGCAACGGUAAACUAUUGCUAACGAAAAAUGAUUCGGAGCGCAAUUCAGUAAGACAUAUUUUAAAAUGGCGUAAUUGUUACGAUUUUCUUCAAAAUCUGAUCUUAAAAUGCUUAUAAAAACAAAUUCUAAAGCAUUGUAAAAGAUCUAAAAAAUUAUGAAAUUUAAAACUAAGUUUGGUCAAAAAUGUAAUUUUUGUUAGAGUUGUAUAUUACAGAAAAUUAAAAAUUAAUUUAGGUUAUCUAAAAAUAUAAAUUAAUAAAAUUAAACAAAAAUAAAAACAAAUUUAUUAAUUUUAUGCACUCUACAAAUUUAAAUAGUCUCUAUUAUAAUAUUUACUUUUGUAAUAUUUUUAUUUUGUUACUAUAGGUAAUAAUUUAAAUAGUAUCACUAUUAAUUUAUAUUUUGGAUUUUGAGUGUAGUUACAUUUAAUGAUGUUUAAUUUAUUAUUUUUAUACUGUGAAUAAGAAUUUUAAUAGAAAUCUUGAAUUAUAUACCGAAUUAUACCGAAUUAAUACCGAAUUAUCAAGUAAAGUACCUUUUCUGAAAAGAAAUCGUUGUAGAGAGGUACUUUAGCGAGGUCAUUUUUCGAUUUUCUCAAGAGUUUUUUCAAUAAAUACGAAUAACCGAAAAAAGGCUGAAGAAAAACGGGAAAAUCGGUACAUUAAACAAAUAUUAUUAAAGAUAAUAUGUAAUGUCUAUUUAAUUAUUUUACCAUAAUGUGGCAUACAUAUAUCGUGUUUUACAUUUUGACUGUGAUAUACCUGAUGAUGAAUUUUAAAUUCGAAACUGGUCGUAUAAUACACUUAUCAUAAUACUCCAGGCGACGCAUUCAUUCAUUUAUUCAUUUUUAUAUUUUUUUUCAUAUAUUUCAUUUUUAUAUGUAAAUUUUUUAUUUAUAUAUUUAUUUACUAUACAUAAUAUAUUGUUGACAAAGCAUUACUAUCAACUGAACUCUGCUCAGAUUCGUUUUUUUCGUUAGCAAUGGUUAAUCGUUGGUAACAGAUAUACAUUAAAUUACCUAUAACAGUGGCCGCAAAAGUUCCCAUUAUCUUAGAACGUCUUUUUUUGUUUUGAACAUCAAUAUAUUGAUGAAAUAAGGACGAUGGUAAAGUCAGAAUUGAGCGGACUGACUUAGUUUCGAUUUAGUGACUAAAUUAUAGUUUUUUGAAGUUCUGGUAUUAUGUGGAUAUGACAUGUUAUGUUAAAUAACUCAAUAUUGUUUAUUUUAUGGUUUGCAUAUUGUAAUUUAAUGAUGGUAUAUACCUGUUGUCAUCCUAGGAGUUUGUACUGUCAUAUUGUCCAGAUUUUAACAUUCCAGGGUUUUACAGGCGAUCACUUAUAUUUUAUAUCUGUAUGAAAAAAAAUCAAGUUUGAGUUCGACUAAAAAUAUAAAAGUUCUGUUCGGCUUCAAAAAAUAUUGUAAAAGUCAGGUUCAAUGUCAAAAAUCAGAGUUCGACUCAUCACUAAUUAAUUCCUUUUCAUUAUAAUGAGACAUAAGUAUUCUUUAAAUAAUUUUGUGAAAAAUAUAUAAGUAUUAAUUUUCAAUUUUAUCAAUAACUCACGCAGGAUUUAUAGGUAAUAAUUUUAAAUAAAGUUUUUGGAUUUCAAGAUUAAUCUCACAAUAAUAUAUGCAUAUGUAUAUUUAUAUUUAAAUCAUAAUGAUAAUUUUGUUUUAAAUAUAGAUAAUUUUAAGCACUGGGCUUUCAAUGACAUGUGGUGGAUUAUUGAAAAAAAUCCAGUUGGUGCUGAUCCAUUGCCUGAUGAUCCAGAUUUUGAUGGCCAAACAUCUUGUUUUGUUUCAACUUAUAAACUAUGUUCUAAAAGUCAAACAAUUUUAUUCAAAAAUCAUGGUUUAACCAACACUAUAAUGAAAUUACUUAAACCUGAUAUUUUAGUUAGUGAAUGGUAAUACACUGCAUUAAUAAGAAGUAUUUUUUUUACAUUAAUUUCAAAAUUGAAUUACAGGUAUUCGGGCCGAUGUGAUUGUGGCUGCAAGUAUAUAUUCAAGGCAUCUGUUCAUGAUAGAACUAAUAUGGUACUAGAAUUACAUGAUUAUAAUAAUAUUUUACUACAGUGGCAGGCAAAUAAAUGGACCAAAGUUUGUAUUUUUAACAUUUACAUAAUUAAAUAUUUUUAUGUCUUUAUAUUUUAUUUUAGAUUUCACAUAUCUUUAAAAACCAAAGCAAUGCAUCUUCCAUCAGUAUUUAUCAUGCUGGAGUAGAUACACAAUAUUGGAGGGGUCACUAUGGUUCUAAAAUAUCUGGCACUGUUUUAAAAGUCAUGCUGCCCAUACAAUUAAAAGGUACUAAUAGUAGAAUCAACAUUUAAAUAUAUGUAUCUAUCUAUAUUAUUCUGAUAGUAAAAAAUUAUACGCACAUAAACAAAAUAAAAGAUACAUUUCUAGUUUAAUAAUAAUUUUUGAUAGUUAAACUUUGUCAACAAUAUAUAUAUGUCAUGUUAUAGUAAAAUAAUUAAAUAGGCUUUCUAUAUUUUCUUUAAUAAUAUUUGUUUAAUGUUGUAUCGAUUUUCCCAUGUUUUAUCCUGGUUUUUCACAUUUGUUGGGAAAAUUCCAUAGUAUAUAUUAAUAUAGAUGCAUAUUUUAUAUUAUUACGACCGACGAUGCUGACGAGUGACAACACUAUCCUAUUUCGUUUCAUUAUUACAGUUAUUUAUUGUAAUUUGAUAAAAAGUUUCUUAAUUAUUUAUUUAUUUUUAAAAUAAAAUGAUUUCAAAGUAUCAUCUGAUGAAAUAAAUAGUGCUAAAAAUCAGGUAUUUACUUAUAUUAAUUUUUAAAAUGUUUUUUUUAUCAAUUUUUAUAUUUAUUAUUAAUUAUGAAAUAAUUAGAAUUAGUUCUAGAACAAAGCUGACAAAAUACAUUUUUUAGAGCAUCUUAAUUUAUUUUGCUGCUUAGCAAAUAAUUCAGGUAAUUUUCUUUUAAAAUGUGUAGAAUUUGCUUUGUACUGUUAAUAUACGUAAGAAUGCUUUUUUGGAAAAUUUGCAGUUUUUUCUUUUACAUCUCAUUGAAAUAAUAGUAUCAUAAACUUCAAUUUGUCUUGUUCAUAUAAAAAUGUUCCGUAUGGUGAUUUUACAGGUGUGCUUUUAUCAUUUGGAUGGGCAACAUUAUCCAAAUUGAACCAGUUAUUAAUAAGUUGUAUGCAAUUUGCAGUAUCAUUUAAUAAUUUUAUAUUCUUGAUAGGUCUAUAAUGUAGGAAUGCUGUGGCUGUAUUAUGACUGAAGAUGAGUAACUAAUUUUACAUUUUGACGUUGAGACUCUUUACAUUUUAAAUGUUCUUUUUUAAAUUUAUAACAUACACUCACUUCAGAUGACACCUUGGUUAUCAAUGCUUCUAAUGGUUUUCUAUUUAUGCCGGAAUAUUGUGCACAAUUCGCCACAGCACAACACGAUCUACUUUUAAGUUUUACAUUACAUGAUACCAUUAUAAAGGUAUUUAUUAUCAAUAAAUAUAGUACUAAUAUUAUACCAAUGAUUUAAAUAUAUAAUAUGAGUACUGAUAAAUAUACAAAUCAUUCAAACGAAAACUAAAUCUCAAAUCACGGAUAAAAUAGCCGGUGCCGGAUGGAUGACAUUAAACAAACAUUUUGUUUAUAAGAUGAGUGACGUCAUGGCGUUUUUUCUUCCUUUCCUACUUUUAAAAAAUUUCCAUGUGAGGCGGCUUAUAUUAUCUAUAAACUCUAGAUUGAAACUACCUUAUAACUAUAAUAUAAUAAUACUAUUGCAUGAUAUUAACUCACGAAAAAGAAAAUCCUGACUAAUAUCUUAAUAAAUAUUAACAACUAAUAUUUUUUUCAAAAAAAUUUUAGUAAAAUUUAAAAUUUUUCAUUUUAAGUCCCCCUCCCUCUAAAAUUAUAUUCAUGUUUAAACUGUAGCGCUGAAGUAAACUAAUAAUUUAAAAAAAAAUGUAUAUCAAAAUUAUUGAAUAGAACAAAAGUUAUUGCAUUUGUCGAAUCCUCGUGGGACAUUCUGUAUAUUAUAUAAAUAUAUAUAUAAUUGUAUAUAGAAAUUCAGAUUUUGUGUUCAAAUUUGAUAACAUGGGAUUAAUAGAAAAUUAUUUUUCAAGAUUUGUUCACCAGACUUUUGAAUUCCAGGUUUGUACGGAUCAAAUUUCAAUAACCGUAAAACCCUGGAUUCAAAAUUUGUAUUUUCAAGAAACGUAUGUUCCAGAUUUCUACAUUCAAGGUUUGUAUAUUCCAGAUUUGUACAGGUAACCUCUCGUGCAUAGUUGUACUUUAUACACGUUCGUCACGGACUGAUAUAUAUCUUAGUUCGUGAUGCCAUUUGACAAAAACCAUCAUACAGUACUAUCAACAGAAUAUUUAGGUACACAUUUGAAAAUGUAUAAUUGGGAUGAUACAACAUCUUCUACAACCAAUAAAAACGCACUAUGCCACUAUUACCAGCUAAAGAAAACCAAAAUUAGAAAUUGAAAUUGGCCACUAUCAAAAUUUCAGAUUAUUUGAAUAAGCUGCAUUACCAUGUGCAUAGCGUUGUUUACGUGUUGUUAAUGGUCAUGACUUAAUAACGAACAAGAUUUUAAAACAUCUCCCCAAAAAAACAAUUCUAUACCUAACUUUCAUUUUUAACUCCAUGUUAAGAUUGUCCUAUUUCCCUGCUAUCUGGAAACUAUCCAUAGUUAUUCUCAUACUUAAACCAGGAAAACCCCCGAAUAUUGCAACGUCGUAUAGACCCAUUAGUUUAUUCCCAGUGCUUGGCAAGCUAUUCGAGAAGAUCGUUUUAAAAAGACUUAGACCAAUAAUCGAAAUCCAAAAAGUUAUUCCCAACGCACAGUUCGGUUUUCGUGCAAAUCAUUCAACUAUCCAACAAGUCCACAGAAUAAUCGACAAAAUUUCUUCUUCCUUCGAAAAUAAAAACUAUUGCCCGGCAGUCUUCCUGGAUGUGGCUCAAGCCUUUGAUAGGGUUUGGCACAUUGGCUUACUUUAUAAACUGAAACUACUCCUCCACUUUACUUACUAAUUCGUUCUUACCUCGAAAAUAGAACCUUUAAAGUUCGACAUGGUAACUGUUUCUCCUCAAUCUUUCUAAUCCUAGCAGGUGUUCCCCAAGGAAGCGAUCUCUCUCCAGGCCUUUAUAAUAUUUUCUCUUCUGACAUCCCUCAAAUCAAUGAUACCAUCAUAGCUACCUACGCUGAUGACACAUCUAUUCUUUCCUCUAAUAGGGAUCCGUUCGUAGCAUACAAUGCUCUUCAAAUACACCUUGAUCUUAUAGAUAAGUGGUCCUUAAACUGGAAAAUUAAAAUUAAUGUCGACAAAUCAUGUUCCUUUCACUUUAAAUAAAAAAAAUAUGCCUAUUCCCACCCUUCAUGGAGUACCUAUACCCUCCUCGUCCUAAGUAAAAUACCUGGGUAUUAUUUUAGAUAAAAGACUUACCUCAAAUCCAAAAGAAAGUCACUAAAUUCUAGAUCUCACUUAUUACGUCCAGUAUUAAAGUCCAAACUUCCUCUCCACAACAAAAUACUUUUAUACAAAACAAUGUUAAGACCUAUCUGGUCGUACAGAGCCCAAAUAUGGGGNCCACAGAAUAUUCGACAAAAUUUCUUCUUCCUUCGAAAAUAGAAACUAUUGCCCGGCAGUCUUCCUGGAUGUGGCUCAAACCUUUGAUAGGGUUUGGCACAUUGACUUACUUUAUAAACUGAAACUACUCCUCCCUGCUCCACUUCACUUACUAAUUCGUUCUUACCUUGAAAACAGAACCUUUAAAGUUCGACAUGGUAACUGUUUCUCCUCAAUCAUAGCUACCUACGCUGAUGACACAUCUAUUAUUUCCUCUAAUAGGGAUCCGUUCGUAGCAUACAAUGCUCUUCAAAUACACCUUGAUCUUAUAGAUAAGUGAUCCUCAAACUGGAAAAUUAAAAUUAAUGUCGACAAAUCAGUUCAUGUUCCUUUCACUUUAAAUAAAAAAAAUAUGCCUAUUCCCACCCUCCGUGGAGUACCUAUCCCCUCCUCGUCCCAAGUAAAAUAUCUGGGUAUUAUUUUAGAUAAAAGACUUACCUGGGGUCCUCACCUCAAAUCCAAAAGAAAGUCACUAAAUUCUAGAUCUCACUUAUUACGUCCAGUAUUAAAGUCCAAACUUCCUCUCCACAACAAAAUACUUUUAUACAAAACAAUGUUAAGACCUAUCUGGUCGUACAGAGCCCAAAUAUGGGGUUGUGCUAAACCUUCGCAAUUAAAAACAAUCGAAGCUUUUCAAUCGAUUUCUCUUCGUAUAAUCACGUCCGCUCCUUGGUACGUUUCCAAUCUUACCCUUCACAAAGACCUAAACAUAGAAUCGGUUGUUAAUCUAGUUAAAACAUACUACAAAAAGUUCCACUCAAAAUUACUUCUCCAUCCCAACCCACUAAUUGCGAAUCAACACACGGUCACAAUCCCCGAAAAUCCCCCUCGUCGUCUAAAAAGACGUUGUUGUCGAGACCUACUGAUUUGAAAGGCGCGCUGGCUUGGCAGAAAUGCCGGAAAAAAUAGGGGUGUAACGUCAUAGGGUCCUAUCACUGGAUAGCUUCCCUUCUCAUUGUCUCUUCCCGUCAUAAAUCGUGUGUCAUAUCUGCUUAUUGUAUUUGUUUUUUAUAUACAGAUUGUAAAUGUCAUUUUUUUAAUAAAAAAAAUAAUAAAAAAAUGAAAUGGAAUGCAAUUGAAAUAAUGAAAUGCCACGCUAUGCCAUGAAUUCAUUACAACAUUACCAUCGAUGAAUAAACAUUAUAAGCAUAAUUCAUUUUGAUAAUAAUUAUUUAUUAAUUUCAGAGACUUUUUGUAGACUUAAAUACUGUGAAAUCUAGGUAGUAAAUGUGUCGACCUUCCUCACGGAAUUGUGUUAUGCUUCUUAAAUACUUUCUUCGCCACACAACCAAUUCAUUUCUUUCUGUCAGAGGACCAUUUCGGCUACGUUUAAUGUAACGGAAAUCCAAUGCUUUCAAAAGGCGAAAUAAAUUUGUGCGCGAUAUUGGCGGUAGACUAUCGUCGGUGGACACAAGUUGAUAGAUUUUGUCUACAGUUGGUAUUUAACCAAAUGCUGUGGACGUGUCUACGCACUGAAUUUUUGUCAAAAUUGUCAGUCAUCAAUGAAUGAUUUUUUUUUACGAUUUUUUGAGGGAAUUGAGAUCGUUUUUGUUUGGUUGUAUUCCUUGAGGAUAGAAUCAAUUGUUGUUUUACCAAUACCAAUUGAUUCAGAAAUAAGUUUACACAUUUUGUAAAAAGGCAAAUUUGGAAACAAUGGCAAAUUAAUCUUGUAAACAUUUAUUACAGCGAUCCUUCGUUGUUCACCAAUAGCCUGCAAUCAGAAUGUAUUAUAAUAAAAUAA